This is a messenger RNA of Tetrahymena thermophila SB210, 636 nucleotides long. RefSeq names its product transmembrane protein, putative. Lineage: Eukaryota; Ciliophora; Oligohymenophorea; Hymenostomatida; Tetrahymenidae. The record is from RefSeq and is a predicted model, not a curated record. The transcript has a single exon.
AUGAGUAAACCUAAAUAAGACGAAUUAUAAACUGAUAUUAUUCCGAUAUAAUAUAUAAAUAAAUAAUAGUUUUAUUUAUAUUCUACACUAGAUUUUAUGCUAAAAAGAUGUGAUUAUUCUAUUGAAACUGGGAAUUAAAUUUUUAGAAAAAGAAAAGCAAACAUCCUUUUUCAUAAAAAUUUUACAUAAGAAAAGAAAAAAACUUUAGUUUUUUUUGUAGUAAAUAAAAAUUUGAAGAAUCAAUCAAUCAAUCAAUCGAUCAUUCAUUACAAUCUUUACCUUAUAGAUUAUUUUUAAUUUAGAAAAAAAAUUUUGAGUGUAAACUAAUUCAAAAGUUCCAAUUUACUUAAAAAGAUUAUAUAUUCAUUCAUAUAACAAUUACCACUUUCUCGUACUAAAUUUAUUUAUCCUGUGGUUAAAAGUUUUUUAACUUUCCAAGGCUUAGCAUAAAAAGUGUUAGAUAAUCUGGGAAAAAAGAAUAUUUUGGUAUUCUUAAAAAUUAAAGCAGUCAAUUAUAUUAUUAUUCUAUUUAUAUUUAUUUAUCUAAGCAAUAAUUAUUUCAGAAAGUUUUCUUAGAAAAAGGAAGUAUUAGAUAAAUUCUUUCUUUUAAAGUUGUUAAAAAGAUAGAUAUUUUGA